AAAAACGUGUUUGUGGAUGUAUCAGAUGUUUCACUGAUGUGUCAAGCUCUUGGUGUCUACUUAAACAGGUAUUGUGUUUAAAUGGGACUGUGUGCAUGUAUGCUGUCUGUCGUUGAUGUCCUGUUUGAAAGCAUCUAUGAUUAGAACAGUUUGUAGGAGACCCUGAUGUUGAGCAGAAUACAACACAAUUUAAACUUGUUAAUUUAAGGUUUCAGACCCAACCUGCAUUUUGAUCAGGCCUUUGGAGGUCUAAACAGAACUUGUGAGCGCAGACACCAUCAUAGAAAUGUGUUCCAAGGGGGGUGUUGUAUAUCAAGUACAAUAUAAUAAUGAAAACCAGAUAAGCAUUGUUGGGCUGUGUGUCUAAUUGACAAGUUAACCAUAAGACUUUUCCCCUUCAGGUCAGUCCUUGUAAUAAAGGUGCACGUGCUUUAGAGAGGUUUCCCUUUUGUCCUUACGUCAUGAUAAAAGUUCCCUUAUUGAGACAAAUGUCUUAAUUAGAGUUACAUAAUUUCCUUUGCAGCAUGCUCAAGGGUUUGGGGGCUUGAUGAUGGCCUACUAUAUAACAGCUGCUCGAAGGGUGGCAUCUCAUUUGUUCCUGCAUUCAUUGCUGAUGGGGUUCAUCAGGAGUUCCCAAAGUGUGGCGCUGGGCCCAUAAUAGGUCGUUAAAGGGGAGUCAAGAGUCCCGAGCAUCCGGCAUUUCACCGAGGUUACUGCUCACCCACGUGUGUAACCUUUUAGUGUAACAUCUGUCAAUAGAUGUCCCUGGGGAAAUUAUUAGUUAACAAAACGACUACAUCGGGCACGAAGCUAAUUUAAGCCCAGGAUAUUUAAAAAAAAAAAAAAAAAAAAGCCACACCAGCCGUGUGAGUGCGCCGCCACUCUGCGCGCUCCCUGUCCCAUCAACUUCAGCUCCCUGCUGGUUUCAAACCAGUCAGCAACGGUGGUCCCGGGGCACGGACACGGACACGUCAGGAGGCUUCUGGGGAGUUCCACGCUCACUAACAACACAUGGGGACUCGCUGAAGACGGCGUCCUUCACCGGCAGGAUUCCGCUGGAGUAACCGAGAGGCAAACACCAUGAACUACGUGGGCCAGCUGGCAGGUCAGGUGCUGGUAACUGUCAAAGAACUGUAUAAGGGCAUUAAUCAGGCCACCUUGUCGGGCUGUAUUGAUGUUGUGGUGGUCCGCCAGAGAGAAGGCACCUACCAGUGCUCACCGUUCCAUGUGCGCUUUGGCAAGCUGGGUGUACUGCGCUCCAAAGAGAAAGUGAUUGACAUUGAAGUGAACGGAGAGCCAGUAGAGCUGCACAUGAAGCUUGGUGACAAUGGAGAGGCCUUUUUUGUCCAGGAAGCGGAGCAACUGAAUAUUGUUCCUGCCCACCUGGCCACCUCCCCAAUCCCCACCGAGAGUCACCUGUUCUGGAUGUCAGAGGUUGAGCACAGGGCACUGAAAGAUCUGGAGGAUGACCCCGCUGACCCAGAGGACCCGCCUGAGCCUCCCGCUCCGAGCACCAUGGCCACAAAAAAGAAGAAGAAACGGAGGAAGAAGCACAAAGGGGACCCCCGAAGGGAGGAGCUGACCCCGCCAAUGUCAGUCACUACUGGUAAUGCUAUUGCUGCUAACGCCCCUGCUGCUACGCCUGCAGCUAUGUCCAGCUCUGGGCAAAAUGAAGAGAUCUUUGAGAUGGACCUGAGCUCUGAUGAGGAAGCUGCAGUACAUGUCUCCAGGUCACCAUCCAUAACCACUAUGAGAGACAUUGACCCCAAAUUACCCGCAGCCAGACGCAGCCUUGAUGGAUAUCCACUUUCUGACGGGGACUGGCCGUCAAAUGACAGUCAUGGCUUGUCUCAGGCCUUUUCCCCAAAGAGUGACUCUGAACUGAUGGUCAGGCCCUCAGAGAGUUUGCUCAGAGCGGAGUCUCACAUGCAGUGGACGUGGGGGGAGUUUCCAGAAACAACCAGGGUCACCAAAAAGGAGCUCCUGAAGAAGGUGACUAUCACCCCAUCGGAGAGCACCCACUUCCGUGUAAUCCUCAGCUCUGAGGCCAUGGAGAACGAGACUGAGAUUGAAAGGGGAGAUGGCGCCUCCUCCUCAUUGUGCACUAUUGUCAAGCCUAAGCCACGCACCCCUAUGACCACUGUAACACCGUUGAUUCCGCUCGCAGCGGUCGACACCAUAACAUCUGUGUGUCCUCUAACUCCAACCGAGCCCCUGGAUGUCCAGCCACCCAAUGUGGCAACAUCCACCCCUUUCAACAGCCAACUGAGUGAUUCACCCUCGAAGAAGAAAGGUGUCCCAAAGCGGAGCCAGCACCAGGGUCCUGAGGAUAUCUACCUAGAUGACCUGAAUGUACUUGAACCUGAUGUUGCUGCAAGAUAUUUUCCUAAGAGUGAGUCUGAGGCAGCGACGAAGCACUGGAUGGACUCGGAGAUGCACUCUGGUUCACAGUCACCACAGUCGGUGGGCAGUGCGGCAGCUGACAGCGGGACAGAGUGUCUUUCUGACUCAGCUAGUGACCUCCCCGAUGUCACUCUUUCUCUGUGUGGAGGCCUCACAGAAAAUGCUGAAAUAUCCAAAGAAAGAUUCAUGGAGCAUAUCAUCACCUAUCUUGAAUUUUCUGAAAAUCCAGCAAUUAUAGAUAACCCCAACCUGGUAGUAAAGAUAGGAAAUAGAUAUUAUAAUUGGACGCUAGCUGCACCAUUGAUUUUAAGUCUACAAGCAUUUCAGAAGAAUUUACCAAAGGUUACAGAGGAAGCCUGGGUGAAGGAGAAAAUGCCAAAGAAGUCAGGCCGCUGGUGGUUCUGGCGAAAAAGGGCAGAUAGUACAAUCAAGCAGUCAGAGACUAAGCUUGAAACCAAGGAGGAGUGUCAUCUGGAAGAGGAAGGAACAUCCAUGUCUCAGGAGAAACUGCCCUUGCCUCCUAAAACAGGAGACUCAUCCAGUGAUGAAGAUGCCAAGGAAGUGAGCGUUGCAUCUUGUCAGGAGAGACUGCAGCCAAUAGACAGUCAGCACCACCCCAGCCAACACUCUUACAGGAAGUCGCUACGUCUCUCCUCUGACCAGAUAGCCAGUCUGAAACUAAAGGAAGGCCCUAAUGAUGUGACGUUUAGCAUCACCACCCAGUACCAGGGCACGUGCCGCUGCGAGGGCACAAUCUACCUGUGGAACUGGGACGACAAAGUCAUUAUCUCUGACAUUGAUGGCACCAUCACCAAGUCAGAUGUGUUUGGACAGAUCCUGCCACAGUUGGGGAAGGACUGGACCCACCAGGGCAUCGCCAAGCUCUACCACUCAGUAGCCGAGAAUGGCUACAAGUUCCUGUACUGCUCAGCACGGGCGAUUGGCAUGGCGGACAUGACCAGAGGUUACCUGCAGUGGGUCAAUGAUGGAGGCACCAUUCUACCCCGAGGACCUCUCAUGCUGUCUCCCAGCAGCCUCUUCUCUGCCUUCCACAGGGAGGUCAUUGAGAAGAAACCAGAGAUCUUCAAGAUUGAAUGCCUUACAGAUAUCAAGAACCUGUUCCAGCAUAACAAGCAGCCAUUCUACGCCGCCUUUGGGAAUAGAGCUAAUGAUGUGUUUGCCUAUAAGGAGGUGGGAGUUCCAGUGUGUAGGAUCUUCACAGUCAACCCCAAGGGAGAGCUGAUCCAGGAGCAGACCAAGGGCAACAAGUCCACUUACUGCAGGCUCAGUGAGCUGGUGGAGCAUGUGUUCCCUCUGUUGAGUAAAGAGCAGAACGAGGCCUUCGUCUUGCCGGAGUACAGCUCUUUCUGUUACUGGAGACAGCCCAUACCAGGCAUCAACCCUGAUGAACUGCUCUAAUCCAGCACAUAUGGAUACCCAGGUGCUCAUAUACAUGCAGCUGGACUGUGUACUUGAAUGCAUCUCCAGGAAACGCAUGGACUGAAACACAAACUUUCCUAUUUAGUACUCAAACAUGCUCACACAACGGGGCUAUGACCAUGAGCAGUGUCUCCCCAUGCAAGACGAGUGAAAGUUAUCAGAACAGUUUAAUCCCGAUGAAUCGUCCCUGGAAACUUUCAUCCCUUUGAGACGAGAGACCAACUAAAUCCUAACCCAAGAAGCACUAUGUAGUCUCCAUCAAAGUAUAGGGAUAAAGAUCUGGGUUGACUGACUGGUCCUCCGUGCACUGUUGCUGGAACAGAUUCCAGAUCGCCAGAAUACAACGUUUGUACUGAAUGCGUCAUGUUGGUACUGUUAAUAUUCACGGUCAUACCAGGGAUUACCAACAAGUAUGUGAAGAUGCACAUUUGGAUGUGACUUAAAAAGCAAAAUGAAGGAGCCUGUAUUAUUAGCGCUGUUUUGAAUUUAUUAUUCUGUUAUAGGAGCUCUGGUGAAUCUAGGGUUUUGUUAACAAUGCAGUCAUUAUUUAUGAUAAUUGGUAUGUUUUAAGUUAUUGAUUUCUAUCGUGAUGCCUUUGCUUGUCUGAAAAAAGUAAUUUAUCAUCAAUGCGAUGUGGAAAUACUUUCAGUUGGUAUUGUGUAUGGUUGGUCAUAAGUUAACAUGAACUUAACAGUAACGGCUAGGCCUUGUACGAUUUUUAUUUUAUUUUAAUUUUGGUCAGAUCUGUAUCUCAUUUUCAAAACGAUCUGUAUUCCUUGUUUUACAGUGAAACUUUCGACAUGCAAGCUACAUGCACGUUCCUCAGCAAACUUCAGAAUCUGCAGAAUUAGUAUUAAAAUAUGUUUAAAUGUAAAAGGUCAUACUUUUUGGAGCAGUGAACAGAGAGAGGACUUAAAAUUAAGGAUUUGACGUUUACGCGGUCCUCUGCAGGAUCACUGUGUGUGUGUGUGUGCGUGUGCGUGUGGGGACUGAUCCUGUGCCUCUGGUGAGGAGGAGCCAAAGGAAGAACCAUAAACAGGAAAUACUUGAGGAAGCCUUUUGAAAGCGCUUCACUGGCAUUAUGUGGGUUUUGUUGUAGGAUGCGACUCCACUGACAUGGAUCACACCUCCAGCACAAGUGUAACAGUAUCAUGACCGUGUGUGCUCUUGAGGAUUAAAAAUUUAGAAAAGAGUCAGGCCGAGACUUAAUGGAACGAAAACUAUUCAAUAAAAGAAGCACAAUUAACAAUCAUGGCUCCAUCCAGAUUGCCACUAUUAUCGUCAUUUUCUCCUUUUCAGUGUUUCUGUAGCGCGGUGUGUUUUUGUAAUUAUCUCUUACGAUUAACUACAUUAAUUCCAUUCUUUCUAUGAAAGUAAAGCAUCUUGUAUGGAAGAAUCACACUUCAUCCUCUAUGAUCGUGGGAUACGUGGUGUGUGUGUAUAUAUACAUGUAUAAUAUUGUUUGUUCUCACUCAACUGCUGUGGAAAAUGAUCCAGUAUGUGUGCUGAUCAUCACAUUCUUCUGUCUUCGAUGCCUCAUCGUAUUAUUGUUUCUGAUAAAGUGUCUGAACUUUUGUGGGUUUGUUUCAUUCCGUUUGGAGGUAGAUGCCUGCUGUUUGAUUGUGUCUGACCAACAGAGAUACCUUAAGUGUAUGCUGUGUUUUGAUUUGUAUAGAAAUGUGGUUUAAGUAUGUUUAAAGAACAAAUUAAGUUGUGAGAAGAAAAGAAAAUACAGGCUUAAUGAAGCUAACAGUGUGGCUUGCGGUCCUAUUUGUAUUGAAUAAAGUUUCUAACUGAA
This is a messenger RNA of Cyclopterus lumpus (lumpfish), 5641 nucleotides long. It is a transcript of the gene lpin2, whose product is annotated as lipin 2. The transcript is spliced from 20 exons. Bases 1081 to 3822 code for a protein of 913 amino acids. The record is from RefSeq and is a predicted model, not a curated record. Gene Ontology annotation, cellular component: cytosol; nucleus; endoplasmic reticulum membrane. Lineage: Eukaryota; Metazoa; Chordata; Actinopteri; Perciformes; Cyclopteridae. Gene Ontology annotation, biological process: positive regulation of transcription by RNA polymerase II; cellular response to insulin stimulus; triglyceride biosynthetic process. Gene Ontology annotation, molecular function: phosphatidate phosphatase activity; transcription coactivator activity.